This is a messenger RNA of Pistacia vera, 1133 nucleotides long. Its product is annotated as beta-carotene isomerase D27, chloroplastic. Gene Ontology annotation, molecular function: iron ion binding. The transcript has 7 exons. The coding region runs from base 153 to 935 and encodes 260 amino acids. The record is from RefSeq and is a predicted model, not a curated record. Lineage: Eukaryota; Viridiplantae; Streptophyta; Magnoliopsida; Sapindales; Anacardiaceae.
AGUGCAAGAUUCCAAAAUUUCUUCAGCAUCAUCGCCAUGGAAAUGCUCUUCAUAUAAUUAUAUACCCUUUUGUUUUGUUUACAUCUCCAUCUCCACAACUCAAACUUAGAUUAUUAUUCUUUCUCUAAAUUUGAGAAUUUAAGUAUUCAAACAUGGAAGCCAAACUGAGUAGAAGCCUGAUCACAACUCUGGCUCAUAAUCAAAAGACAAAAUGUUCUCGAAGAAUUAUUGUUGCCGUGCUCACAAGGCCACCACCGACCGAUCGUCAUCAUCAUCAUCACCAUGAUAAGAUUAAUUUAAAACCAGUCGGUGAAGUUAUUGAGAAGGCAGUUUAUAAUGAUAACUGGUUUGAACAAAUGGCGAUUAACCAUUUAUCUCGAUGUGUUCAAGAUGCAACAGGAAAAAGAAACCAGAAGGCUGGUUAUGAGAGCUUGGUGGAGGCAGCUACAACAGUUGCGCGAAACUUCAAUCCUUCCCAGCAACGUGAACUCGUCAUUCAAGCUCUUGAAAAAGCCAUUCCAAGCGCACUCCUCCAACUGAUGCGAACGUUGAUCCCACAAACAAAAUUCUCAAGAGAGUUUUUUGCCGUCUUCACCACUGUGUUUUUCGCUUGGCUAGUAGGACCCUGCCAGGUGAAAGAAUCAGAGGUGAAUGGAGGCACAGAAAAGAAUGUGGUUCACAUUAAAAAGUGCAGGUUUCUAGAGGAGGCUAAUUGUGUAGGGAUGUGCACCAAUCUUUGCAAGAUGCCAACUCAAACAUUUAUCAAAGACUCCUUUGGGAUGCCAGUCAACAUGGUUCCCAAUUUUGAUGAUAUGAGCUGUGAAAUGAUAUUUGGUCAGGAUCCUCCUGCUGCAUCCGAUGAUCCUGCAUUCAAACAACCAUGCUACAAAUUAUGCAAAGAAAAGCAAAAGCACAGUGUCAAGUGCUUAACUUAAUGCAGAUGAAGAUUGAAACAAGAAGAGUUUAUUGGAGAAGGUUCAUUAGCCCUGUUAAAUAAUGCCCAGAUUCUUAUUCUCCCUUCUUUUGGAUACAAUAAUUUUAUUUUAUUUAAAAAAAAAAAAAACUACAAAAUCUUGAAACAAAGAUUCUCAGAAGCGCCAUUCUUUACUUUUCCACAGUUUAGGAUUCUAUAA